UUUUCUCUCCAAACCUCACAUAUUUCUUUAUAUAAAAGAAUUCCACCAUUCCUCGAUUUCUCGAUUCGUAUAUGUCAUUCUUACGUACAGAUCAUGCUGAUCUCUUCUGUAUCGUAACACAUCAACCCUAUUUUCCUUUAUAAAUAACAAAACACACAUCAAAAUCAUUGAUCUCUCUCUCUCAUUUCCCUCUCGUUCAACAAGAAUGGCCUUUCGAUUCAAGAACCAAAACCCUAAACCAUCUUCUAUAUACUCUAGUAGCCCUUUCAACCAAAUCGAAACCCCUCCUUUACUCUCGUUACUCCAAUGUACCACGAAUCAUUCAACAACAACAACAACAACGACGACGACGAUUAGUCCUUCUAACACCAACCCUAAAAAAUCAAGAAAAUCAUCUACUAGUACAAGUGGUGGCAUUCUUAAAAUGUUCAAACUCCUUCCUAUGUUAACAACAGGUUGCAAAAUGGUUGCAUUACUAGGUGGACGUCCAAGAAACAAACCAAUGUUAACAGAUAAAGCCACAACCAUCACAUUAUUUGGUUACAAAAAAGGUAGAGUAAGUCUAGCAAUACAAGAAGAUCCUCAUAGACCUCCUAUUUUCGUCAUCGAGCUACCGAUGCUUACCGGGGUUUUUCAUAAGGAAAUGGGAUCAGAUAUAGUAAGAUUGGCAUUAGAAAGUGAAACUAAAACACAUAAAAAGAAAGUGUUGGAGGAAUUUGUAUGGGGUGUGUAUUGUAAUGGAAGAAAAUUUGGUUAUUCAAUAAGAAGGAAUAAUAAAAAUAUGAGUGAUGAUGAAGCACAUGUUAUGCAAUUAUUAAGAGGUGUUUCGAUGGGCGCGGGAGUUUUACCUUGUCCAAUAUUAUUACAUGAUAAUAAUAAUAAUAAUAAUAAUGUUGAUGGUGAAAUAACUUAUAUGAGGGCAAGAUUUGAUAGAGUUGUUGGAUCAAAAGAUUCAGAAGCAUUUUAUAUGAUUAAUCCUGAUGGUGCAUCUAGUCAAGAAUUGAGUAUUUUCUUUGUUAGACUUCAUUGAUCAAGACGUCUCGAGUUUGCGUACGUACUUCAGAAAAAUAACUUAUGUCUGGUAUACAUGUAAGAAUUUUCUUAUAUCGGUGUUCUCAAUUGGUGAUUUGAUUUUUUUUAUAUAUAUAUACUUCUGAAGUUGAGUCAGACUCAAUAAUGUUUAUUUCUUCGUAUGAUAUCAGAGUUAGACCCAUUGAUGACUUAUGUUGUCUAUGAUACGUACGAGGAUGUCAGAAUUUCGUUUUCAAUGGGCGGUUUGAUUAUCCCCUUUAAUGGUCCAGGACGAUCUUCACUUAAAUUCAGAGUUAGCUUUUGAAGUUAAAUUAUGUAAAUAUUUUUUUUACAUAUCUGAUACGAGUCUAAAUUAAACGAAAGUUGAGAUAAAAACAUAAAGGGAAAGGUAAAUAUUUUCCCUUCAUUU
Molecule: messenger RNA, 1441 nt
Organism: Solanum lycopersicum (tomato)
Lineage: Eukaryota; Viridiplantae; Streptophyta; Magnoliopsida; Solanales; Solanaceae
Product: protein MIZU-KUSSEI 1
Biological process (GO): hydrotropism
Source: RefSeq, a predicted model, not a curated record